GACAUUUACUUGUGAACACAAAAGUCAUUAAUGACACAAAUCCACACGAUCAUUAUAAAUUUCAAAGGGAUUUAUUCUUUGAUAUAUAAUAUUAAUAUAUCCCACAUCCAAGCAGAUCGCAGUUGCACUCAAAUUCUUCAACCCAUCAAAUUCAAACAAAAAAAUCUCUCAUUUCCCAACUUCUCAUCAACAAUGUCGAAUCAAAGAUUACAUGGAAAAGUAGCUCUUAUAACCGGCGGCGCCAGCGGGAUUGGCGAGAAAACGGCAAGAGUAUUCGCAGAAAACGGCGCGAUCGUAGUAAUCGCCGACAUCCAAGACGAACUAGGCGAAAAGAUCGCAAGCGAAAUCGGUCAAAACAAGGCGAGUUUCCACCACUGCGACGUGAGAAACGAGGAAGACGUGGAGCAAACGGUGAAAUUCACGGUGGAAAAACACGGAAGAUUAGACAUUCUGUUCAGCAACGCGGCGGUGAUGGGUCCAAUGGCCGGGAUCUUGGAACUAAACAUGGAGGAGUUCGAGAACACGAUGAGAAUCAACGUGAAAGGGGUGACGGCCACGAUAAAGCACGCGGCACGCGAGAUGGUGAAGAGAAAGACACGAGGGUCGAUUAUAUGCACGGCCAGCGUGGCGGCCACGUUGGGUGGGGUGGGGCCGUUUGGGUACACGGUGGCGAAGAAUGCAGUGGUGGGAGUGGUGAAGGCGGCGUGUGGGGAGUUGGGGAAGUACGGGAUAAGAGUGAACGGGGUUUCUCCUUACGGGGUUGCUACGCCGAUGACGUGCCGGAGUUAUAAUAUGAGUGUGGAGGAAGCGGAGGAGAGUUCGAGUGCGUUGGCGAAUUUGAAAGGGAUUGUUUUGAACUGUCGACAUGUCGCUGAGGCUGUUUUGUUUUUGGCGUCCGAUGAGUCGGUUUAUGUUAGUGGACAUAAUUUAGCCGUUGAUGGAGGCUUUACUGUCGUUUGUACUGCUGCUAAUUCCAAUUCUACCCUUUGAAUUUUCCAAUACCAUUAAGAAAAAUAAUAAUAAGAAUUUUGAAGUUUUUAUUUUGAAUAAUUGGUGUUUGUGUGAUUAAUGUUGUAGAUUUAGCUAUGUAUUUCAUUUUUGAGUCGAGGAUAUGUUAUGUUCUUAUAAUUAUUGGUUGGAUUAUUAUUUGAUUUUGUUGUUGUCUU
Molecule: messenger RNA, 1166 nt
Organism: Cucumis melo (muskmelon)
Lineage: Eukaryota; Viridiplantae; Streptophyta; Magnoliopsida; Cucurbitales; Cucurbitaceae
Product: short-chain dehydrogenase reductase 3b-like
Exons: 2
Coding region: 31-990 (319 amino acids)
Source: RefSeq, a predicted model, not a curated record